Messenger RNA from Prunus armeniaca (apricot), 435 nucleotides. The record is from the annotation of a GenBank genome assembly. Lineage: Eukaryota; Viridiplantae; Streptophyta; Magnoliopsida; Rosales; Rosaceae.
AUGACGACCUCAUCCUCCUCUGCCAAGCUCCCUGCAUACCAAAGACUCAAGCAUGAUGAUGAUCAAGAUGGGCUUGAACUUGAUGAUGAUUUUGAUUAUGGAAGAGUGAGAGUGUUGGCGAGAUCAAGGAGUACUAGUUGGUGCAAGUUCAGAUUCAGAAAGGUUCAUAUUAGGAGGAGGAGAUCAUUCAAGCUCAAAGUUCCAAGCUUGAAGAGGCUCUUGUUCUUGAGGAGGAAAAUUAGGUUGAUCUCUGCUCUCAGAGCUUCAUGUGCUAAAGUGUUGCAGAGAUUCAAGGAAGGGCAAGGCCACUUUGGUGAUCUUUUUGCUGGCAACUACUUGUUCCUGCAAGUCAAUCCCAGCUCGUUGAAGAGCCUUCACAAGGCUGCCUUGCCCUCAAACUAUACCCUCCCAAUCCCAACAACAAAUAUUGCUUAA